UCUGGCGCUCGGCGAAGACGCACGACUGACUACCCCGACCUGCUGCCCAAAGAAAAGCGAACAAAUUUUGGCGCGCAUUUAUGUCAACGAUGUGGCUCUAUCGGUGUGUGUGCAGCUAAUUGCAGGGCGCACUUUAAAUAUUCAUGGGACAAGUGCAGCGACAAAGGUCUGAAUAGUUCACCAGAACUAGCAGCUUUUUUUUAUUGUACCGCGUUUUGGCCUUUUUUGACCAAACCGCUCAAAACAAACGAGGUGAAAACAAUAAGCCGGCAAUCCAACGAACAUGUAAAUCGAAGUUCAAAUGGCAGCGAGCAACAAGCCCCAGUACAAGUACAAAUCCCACGGCGCCGCCCUGGAGUGUCUUCUGCACCUCGUCCUGUUUGCCAGAGUUGUGCGUCUGGAGGUUUUAGCCGAGGAAGUCACUACUGCAGCCAGUCUUUCGGAAGAAUGGGGCUCUGGUUGGCGGGGAACCAACUUCCUCGUGGAGGUCGAGCAGACCGCUCCCAUUUCGCCGCUCUCCUCCUCCUCGGCGUCCUCGAAUGCCAGCGAGGAUUAUGUCGGGGAGCUGGGGAGCCAGGAGGUGGACGAAGGAUUCACAACAGGUGCCACAACAGGAGCCUCCAAUGCCACCGCCGUGGAAACAGGACCCAAGAUCAUCGUGCGCACCGAGGAGGUGCUGAUUGUGGGAUUGGUCCUGGUGCUCUGGGUGGGCGCCAUCAUGCUCUUCUUCAACCGGUGGGGCAAGAUCCGGAUGCUGGAGCCCUACCAGCCGAAGUUCCAGCAGCAGCACCGCAGCUCCUGUCCACUGGUCGACUUGGAUGCGGUCACCACGCACCAGCGCUCCUCCGUGUCGCGAAUGUCGAUGGGCAUGGUGCACAAUCUCAAUAUGCCGACGUGUCAAUUUGCGGCCUAUAAUCCCAACAUUUAUGCCAAGGGCUACGCCUCGCAUGUUUCGGCGUCGCGGCCCCGCCAAAAUUCGGUGUUUGUGGGUGCCAGUACCAGUCACUACUUGAUGCCAAGGCCGCCGCGGAAGACCCGAUCUGCGAUGGACCUGCACUCCAUGGUCCUGGACGAGAGUGCCGAGCAGGUGUAGGCCUCACUGGGGAGGUCCUGCGGUCGAGUUUUUUUUUGGGAGAGUGUGCUAGGUCAGUCUACAAGUCGGUGGGGUGUGCGUGCGUAUGUGAGUUCCAUUUUCUUGGGGGUCCUUUAAAGUAAAUUACUGCUCCAAUAAUUUCUAGAGUUGUUGAAUCUUCUGUUAAAGUUUUUAAAGUGUACUACAAAAAAUCUUCAAUCAGAAAGUCUUAUUUGAAGUGCUCUGAGUAGAUGUUUUUUACUAAGAGCAACCAGUGUUUCCGUUUCCAUAAAUUGCAAUUUAAUUUUAUUAUUUAUUAUUUUCGACUCGCAAAAGAAAAUGGAUAACUUAGUGGUGAAAAUGCGGUUUAUUUUUUAUCAGGGGCCUGCAACUGAGGGAGAAAAGAAUGAUGGGUGGAUUAGCACUGUCCAAUAUUUGCAACUAUAUAUGUAUAUUAGCCACUCCCAACAAACUUAAUGCCAUUUUCAACCCUCUCUGUCGCACACACACCUAUUUCUGUGCUGGCACAGAGUCAAUUUGAGUCAAUUUUAUUUAGGACCAGUUAACACACACGAAAGUAUCGGCUUAACACACCGCAAUUAUGUAGGAGUAUCUAUCUUAGAGUGUUCUUAGCCCUAUCCAGUUACUCAACGUAGUCUUUGCCUAACAAAACACAUUUUCCUAGCGUGUUUCUACUCCUACUCCACAGUAUUGGAUGCCAGAGCAAAUUGUUAAAUAAACUCACGUAUACACUUAAAGUAAUUGAAUAUAUCCGCGAAACUGUUUAGUUCGUAAGCCUAAAGCUCAAAAAUCAAUUAGCAUGAACCUCCAAACUCGACCAAUUGUCUGGAACGAAUAUGUUUUUCCAGCACCUCUGUACGGCACUCUAAAUGUACCUAAACUUAAGUGAUUUCGACCAAGGAAAACUAGAAAAGUAUGCAGAUAGAGGGGGCGGGAACGAUUAGAUGGAAAAACGAACAACUAACUAACGAAAGCUUUAAAUUCUUUGGGUCUCCUGGGGACCUGCAAAACCAAAGCCCAUCCAGUUCGAAGUAAACUUAACCAAAGCUGAGGACUAUACUUUAGGCGUAAGAUAAAACUACAGACGUGUGUAAGUUUCUACAAAAAUGUCUAGUGGAAAAUAUGUGGAUCAAUGUACACUGUAACAAAAAACCAAAGAAAACCAAAAGAAUAUAACCUCAACUUAAAGAUAAAUCACACAGUCAUACCGUUUUUCUUCACAACUCGGAAACCAAAUGAAAAGCUAAAGUCGUUGAAAACAAAUGUUAAAUUAACUCGUUUACAAUAUUUACAAGAGCCUGAGCAAAACCAAUUAUAUAUAUACACUCGUGUACUAUAUCAAAAACUAACUUACGUUUACAUAAAUAUUAUUAUAUACAUGUACGAGUAUGUUUAAAUAAACCCAAGAGGAAUUAUAUACAUUUUGAAGAAUUCAAUUAAAAUUAUAUUUGA
Drosophila ficusphila is the source of this 2545-nucleotide messenger RNA. RefSeq lists its product as uncharacterized. The record is from RefSeq and is a predicted model, not a curated record. NCBI's taxonomy places the organism in Eukaryota, Metazoa, Arthropoda, Insecta, Diptera, Drosophilidae.